AUGGCCAUGUCAAAGCCGAGUCGAGUCCGUCCGUUUCUAGACGACGGCAUCAUUGACGACUGCCUCAACGUUGCGGUCCAGCUCUCCGCCUGGAACCUCUCCGGGUACGAUCCAUUGCUCCUUGACAGGAACAGCGGCACUCCCUACGAAUAUUCAAUCGACCCCGAGACCUUUGACGCUCUCUCCCAGAAGAUUGAACGGGACAGCCGUAUCGAUCACGACGACCUUCGCAUUGAAUAUGAUGCCGCUGGAAUGCUGCUGCGUUUCAAGAUGCCACAGGGACCAGUCCAUUCAAUCAUGUCGGAUCGUAUCGCCGAGCUUGUUACAAACGCCGCAAUCAACGUCCUUCCCGCCGAAAUCGAAGGUGCCAUCGACGGAAAUUAUCACCCAUCCGUCGUUGCCGAAAUCGCCUACUCUUCACCUCGGAACAGGAAUGAGUUGGACACCAAGUGUAAGAGGUACCUGCGUCUGGGCAGAGGCCGAGUCCGCGCUGCCAUUGCCAUCAAGAUACCCUACGACUCGGAAAUUGCCGCCAACGUUGCCCUCAUUCUCGAUCAGCUGCACAACUGCGUCAUCACCCUCUGGGUUUUGCGUCAUGGCAAGCCGCAGCGCGUCAUGAACUGGACCAGCCUCACCCAACAUGAUGCGAAGCUGACACUCUACUCGGCCGACUUUGCAGGCGACGACGCCUUGGAUCCCCGCCGCACACCCGAUGACAACAAUUCCUCGGCCCUUGACAGCCAGCCGCCGCUGCCAAUUACUGUUCCGUUCACCGAUAUCGAGAUGAAGCUCCGCAGGGCUGUUCAAUAUGCGAGUCUUUCAUCCGCUACGCGCUGA
This is a messenger RNA of Colletotrichum navitas, 837 nucleotides long. RefSeq lists its product as uncharacterized. Bases 1 to 837 code for a protein of 278 amino acids. Lineage: Eukaryota; Fungi; Ascomycota; Sordariomycetes; Glomerellales; Glomerellaceae. The record is from RefSeq and is a predicted model, not a curated record. The transcript has 4 exons.